GUCGUCUGCUUCCUCGCCGACCUGCCCUUCUUGCCCGUGUACUCCACUUACGUCCCGAUCUUGACCAUGUCCGCCGUCACCUUGGGGUCCUUGUCGAACUCGGCCACGACGACCAUGAGCAUCGCGGCAAAGAACAAGUUGAACAGCAGCGGGUCCAGGUUGCAUCCCUGUCGGAGGCCUUGGCCCACGUCGAACCAUUCCGGGUACUGCCCGUCGUCCGUUGUGUACAAGUACACGUCGAAGCAGGGGAAGGGGGCCAAGAAGAUUUCCCGUGCAGCAUCGGAGGAUUCGGGCCGGGAAAGCUACGAAGACUCCGGCUCUGAGUACGACCCCACGGCGGCCAGUGACGACGAAUCUUGCACCCUCGACCCCAACGAGGAAGACAGCCCAAGCCCUGACCUGCUCGCACCGGCGAAGAGGAGGAGGCCAGGUCCUCCUUUGCGCUACAUCGACCACAGCCCGCGCCCUGUAACCGACCGCUCCGUCACCGAGGACAGCGCUGCGGCUACCGACGUGCCUUCGUCGCGCGCCAAUGGCAUCCCGGCCGCGAUGGGCGUUCUUCCCUCGCCGGCGUAUCCUCGGUGUCGUCCUCUCGCGGCGCCGGUGGCGUGUGUCACCACCGCCUCCGCUCACUCUGCAUCUUCCGGAGGGUACGGCAUAAGGUCUGGUUCAUGCAAGGGAGCGCCAGCCCCGGCGGCCUCAGGUGCUGGCACACCUUCUGCUAGCUUUACCCAGAUCGGGCGGGCUUCCUCACAGCCGCGGGGAACGGGCGGCGGAGGUGAGGCCAUGGCCCUUACCUCGGGCAUGAGCGGCCAAGUAAUCUACCAGGCGAUCAAUGCAGCGGGCAUGUCGCAAAUGGAACGCGCGGCGCUUCUCGGCAUCCUCAUGUCGACAGUGGCACCCAUACACCAGCAGCGCCCGGUGGUCGGGGCCAAGCCGGCACGACGGCCGGUAAGGGGAGAGAGAGCGUCAAACGGGAUUGUUGCUGCCCUCUUCUCGGUGUUCAGCUACGCCUUCAUUGGACAAGGGAAGACCCGUUUCUCUGGCGGGCAGCCAUGUCACGAGAAGAACAACGUCUUCCUGGCGGCGGCCGCCCUCGUCUACGUGGGAGCUCAGGAGGGAGACCCAGACUGGGUUGGUACGGACUUGGGCGAAUGGCGAAGUGUGUUUGGGAUCCAUAGGUUCAAGUAUGCCCAUCGGCACUGUGAUCCGGAGGUGGACACUUCGAUCUUUGUCCACACUAGAGUUUCAUUGGCCGUGAAGGUUACCGACACCGCCACUUCAAGUGUUUGCGGCUCCAGUUUCAAUAUUUCGUGGACUGCACACGGCGGCAAGACCGACGUCUCUGGCCCCGAGGUCUCGAACGAGGACUACGAGGAGAUACUGGUUCGCGAGACGCCCUUCGACCGCCCCGACGAUGUUCUCGUCGAGGCGAGCGACCUCGAGGAAUACCUCAACAACAUGUCGCCCUAAGUUCAGGGAGACAUGUUGUUGAGGUACGGGUUAAGCGCCGCCGAAGUUCAGGGCGACAUGUUUAGGUAUUCCUCGAGGUCGCUCGCCUCGACGAUAACAUCGUCGGGGCGGUCGAAGGGCGCCGGCAGCUUUUGUCUCCACACAAGUAUGCCUGACAAGUUUUGGAGUGGGUUUCGAAGGGGGGAGACUUUAACCUCGAAGUUGCUGCUGAUAUUGCUUUGCGCGGAGUUAAUGUGUUGGCUCUCACAAAGCUUCAAUGCUGGGUUGUCUCAUGUCCCCCAGGGGGUUGAUGCAGUUAAGAUAUCCACGCCCUGUCGCGCGGGAUGGCAUCAUCCUGGACACCCGUCCUCACCUCUGCGCUCUUUUUGUAUGAUUAUUUUGGAUUCGUCGGAGCUACAUUUCUUUUAUGCACCGGCGGCGUAUCACAUCGCGCAAUGGAGACCUGCGCAACGUUCGUGGUGAUGGUGAAUGAUGCAUGUUGCUCAGGAUGUAGGCUGUUGCGCUGUCGCCUGGUUGGUCAACACGGCAGCGUUUGUUUGUUGCUUUUUUUUUCCCUGUAUGAUCCACUUCUGCAUUUUAGUGCAGUAGGCGGUUGGUGGCGCGGUCUUUUUUCGCGUCUGUCCGUGAUCGACGGCGGGAGCCUUCGCCGGCUUCGUGGGGGGGCUUGUUCUUGAUACCUAGGUGAAUCUCUGGGGCGGGUACAUGUCUGCAGUAUUCUUGUUAGAUGACAUCAGUUUGUACCUUGGUGAUCAUGAUGAUGUGAUGAUACCAUUGGUCGAGUAAAAUAUGCUGGUGGGGUGGCGCUUGGCGCAUUCCACACACAGCGUUUGCGGUCUUUGUUUUUAUGUUUUUGCUUCUCUCCAAUGGGGGUCGUUGAAUGCGUCCACAGUCCACGUCGUUUCUUAUGGCGUCACGUCCCGGAGCGAGUGUCGGAUUAUGCUUUUUUCGUUUCCUGUAUACCUUUGAUGCAUGUCUCGCGUAGCUCUCGAAUAGCCUAGUGUUGUGCGCGUCAUACAUAUGCGAAACGGAGAGGGCAUUGUAUCACUAGGUACUCUUCGCUGUUUUGUGUACGGAGGGUCGAGAUGCGUUGAAUGAGGGAGAGUCUUCGGACAGAUGGAUCGGUGUGUCAUGGAUUUGAUACUAGCGCCGGCUGUUCCUGUCGGUCUAUACUCUGGCGUGUACUUUGUCAUCCUUCGUGUUUCCUGUUUGCGUAUCAAGCAUGUAGCCGGUGCUACGGGAGUCACUGUAACCGUAGGAAACAGAGAAAAUGAAACCGUUUCGAAAAACCACCCCCCCCAAGGUGCACAGCCGGCCUCACCCUGCCAUGGUUGGUAGGCCUUGCCCUGGCAAGGUACCAGGACACCCCGGCCCUGUCAAGGUGAUAACCUAAGCGACACCUUGUCAAGGUUGUAACCCUGGGGAUACCUUGCCAAAUGGCACCCUGUAUGGGUGCAAAAUCUGGUACCCUGUAUGAGGUUCUUCCCCGGAUCCCUGGGGUAGCCGAUUGGCUACGGGUGUACGUCUUUGCGUGGUUUUACGAUAGAUAUUCAACCCAAAUUUACUUGAGGUCGUGGGUUGCAUCUACAGUAGCCAGUAUCUCUUACUAAGUUAGUAAUUAGGCACUAAAGGGAAGUUUGGUCUUCUUUGGUUCCAACCCCGCGCUGGUGCCAACUGGGGGAUGGCACCGUACAUCCGCAUGUGCUAGAGGAAGAAGGAAGCUCCUUUGCAAGCGACGUCUACAGCUUCGGGAUCGUGAUCUGGGAGGUGUUCUCAAGGAAGCUACCGUGAGCGAACAAGACGCGUCCUCGCGAAAUAUUGUCUGCGGAUCAGCGGGGGGAAACGGCCAUUGUUCCAGGCAGGCACUCCUGCCGACAUCGUGGACAUCGCCAAGGCCUGUUGGGGUGGGGAACCCGAGCAACGCACCACUUUCAGCGCCAUCUUGGAGGACAUGGAGGCAAAGGGCUGGAGGGACUAGGCUCAUUGCUCGUCCCUUGCGGGGUGUUGUGGAUGAUAAGCGACCGGGUUGAGUCGAUGUUGUGCACCCGCAUCAGUCGAGCGGGAACUUCUUUUAUUCGUGUAGGGUCAACGUCAGGGCCCUUAUUUGAAAGGAAAGGUGGGUUAGGAUACGUCGUAAAGUAGCUAUGUCCGUACUUUCAUAACACCGAGACUUCCCGCGGAACUGCGGCGCUCGGGGACGCUUCUGUGCAGAUUCGAUUUCUUCGCAGGCCUCCGGCGCCUGUCCGACCCUCUGUUUUGUUUGCACUUCGCCGCGUUGUUCUGUCUAGCGAGUUGGGCGGUGAAUUUUUGUGACUCGGUCAGCGCAUUUCGGUUUGGAAGUUUUGUUUUUGUUUCAGGGGGUCCUUGGAUUUCGGUUAUUCAGGCGCGCGCGCUAGACGACCCCGGAGGCGGUGAUGUUUGUUUUUGCCGUUAUGUUUUGCUCUCGAGCUUGUGGCU
Messenger RNA from Ectocarpus sp. CCAP 1310/34, 3927 nucleotides. NCBI's taxonomy places the organism in Eukaryota, Phaeophyceae, Ectocarpales, Ectocarpaceae. The record is from the annotation of a GenBank genome assembly.